This is a messenger RNA of Epinephelus lanceolatus (giant grouper), 1821 nucleotides long. The record is from RefSeq and is a predicted model, not a curated record. NCBI's taxonomy places the organism in Eukaryota, Metazoa, Chordata, Actinopteri, Perciformes, Serranidae.
AUGAGGCGACUCCUGAAUGUGGAGCAGGCACUGCAUCUCCUCUUUGAGCGGGAUGUAGCGGAGGGAAACGCGGAUCCGGAGUCGGAGCCAGAGAGUGAGGACUUUGAUGAUGAAGGGGAUGAUCCAUCGUUUGUGUUGGAAGAGGAGAGAGAGGAAAAGGAGCCUCCGACGAGCGCACCGAGUGGCACCCGGAGGUCCGCACAGAGGAGGGGACGGCGUAGCGCGCCCACACGGUCACGGUCUCCACUGACACAGGCGGCAGAGCCAGAGCCACGCCUCCACUCUGAGCCCUGGAAGACAGAGGAGGAUGCUGACACUGCCCCAGCAGUAAGCAGGUUCCAGCCACGGAGAACACCAGGAGUCCAGGUAGAGACACUUUCUCCACACAGUCCAAAAGACCUGUUUCUGUUGUUUUUUGCCACUGACACAGUCAAGCAAAUCUGCAGCAACACAAACAAAAAUGCUGCAAAAAACAAGGAGUUAGGGAAAAAGUACAAAUGGACUGACAUAGAGACAGAUGAUCUGUACAAGUUUUUUGGUCUUCUUAUGUACAUGUCUUUGGUGUCGCUGCCAAGUCUCCAAGACUACUGGAGACAAAAUCACGUUUUGUCUGUACACCUUCCAGCCAAAGUGAUGACACGAGACAGGUUCAGAUCCAUAUUUUGGAACAUCCACCUCAGUGAUCCUGAGGAGGAUGUUCAUAAUGACAGACAGAAGGGAACACCAGGCCAUGACAAAUUGUUUAGAGUCAGGCCUCUUUAUGAUGAUAUCCUCAGUGCCUGCCAGGCUUAUUACCACCCGAGGAGGGAGCUGGCAGUGGAUGAAAGGAUGGUGGCGACUAAGGCAAAAACUGGCAUGACACAAUAUAUGAAGGACAAGCCAACUAAAUGGGGGAUUAAACUUUUUGUAUUGGCCGAGUCAAGCAGUGGCUACACCAUCAAUUUCAGCAUAUACACUGGCAAGGCAGUAACUGUGAGUGAACAUGGGCUGUCUUAUGAUGUGGUCAUGAAGCUUAUUCAGCCAUCCUGUCUUGGCACUGGAUAUCACGUCUACAUGGACAAUUUUUACACCAGUCCCAAACUAUUCAUGGACCUGGCCAGCAUGAAAUUUGGAGCGUGUGGCACCUACAGGGAGAGCAGAAAAGGAUGCCCCAGAGGGAGGGAAAAUGCUCUCACCAAAAGAUGUGAAAGAGGAUCAGUGAGAUGGAUCAGAGAGGGCCCACUUGUGUUUGUGAAGUGGAUGGACACACGGGAGGUGUCUGUGUGCUCCACCAUCCAUCCUGCAUUUUCAGGUGACACAGUGCGGAGAAGGGUGAAGGACAGAGAUGGACGCUGGGCUGUGCGAGACUUUCCCUGUCCCACACCAAUCGUGGCCUAUAACCAGAGUAUGGGUGGGGUUGAUCUGUCAGAUCAGCUCAUACAGUAUUACUCCACCCACAGAAAAACUGGUCACUGGUACAGGACCAUGUUGCUGCACUUCUUGGACAUUGCAACAACAAAUGCCUUCAUCUUGCACCGUGAGAUGAGCAAUGCCAAGCAGGUGCAGCCCAUGACACAUAAAGAUUUCAUGGUGGAGCUGGUGAGUCAGCUUUGUGGCAUGGACAAGGAAGGUGUUCCUCAGAGCAGGAGAGCUGAUCAUGUUCCUGUGCCCAUUGUCACAGCCACAGAUGCAAGCCAAAAAGCCACAAAAGGCAGACAGAGGUGCAAACAUUGCCUCCAGGUGGACAACAGGAGGAGUGACACACCCUGGAAGUGUCAGGCCUGUGAUGUGCCCCUCUGUGUUGUGGUGGACAGGAACUGCUUUUCAGAGUGGCACAAAUAA